Messenger RNA from Telopea speciosissima, 3356 nucleotides. Its product is annotated as GPI ethanolamine phosphate transferase 1. Gene Ontology annotation, biological process: GPI anchor biosynthetic process. The record is from RefSeq and is a predicted model, not a curated record. Lineage: Eukaryota; Viridiplantae; Streptophyta; Magnoliopsida; Proteales; Proteaceae. Gene Ontology annotation, molecular function: mannose-ethanolamine phosphotransferase activity. The transcript has 18 exons. The coding region runs from base 178 to 3129 and encodes 983 amino acids. Gene Ontology annotation, cellular component: endoplasmic reticulum membrane.
CGUCCGUUGAACAACUAUUUUUCGUGUAGAUUUGCAUUUGGUGUUUACGCUCUCGAAUACGACUUGCCGAAUUUUUCGCAGAGAGAGAGAGAUCCAAACCUGCGACAAAUCCAUGUCCAGGCUUGACAGUCCAGAACAUUGAAUAACGGUCUGGCAAGAGAGCGUGGAGAAGGCAAAAUGCGAGCAGUUGACGGGAUCUUGGGUAGCAGAGGUGUUGAAGAAGGCAAAACAGUCUCACGACUGUGGUUGAAGAGAAAAGAGAGAUGGCUAGUAGUUCUGGGCGUUAUACUCCACGCAGUGUACAUGCUUAGCAUCUUCGACAUUUACUUCAAGACACCCAUUGUACACGGCAUGGAUCCCGUUAGCCCUCGAUUCAAACCCCCCGCCAAGCGUCUCGUUCUCAUCGUUGCUGAUGGUUUACGUGCCGACAAGUUCUUCGAGCCAGAUUCUGAAGGACAAUUCAGAGCGCCUUUUCUUAGGAGUGUGAUUAAAGGACUAGGUCGUUGGGGAGUAUCUCAUGCUCGCCCUCCAACAGAAUCGAGGCCUGGUCAUGUUGCCAUUAUUGCUGGCUUUUAUGAGGAUCCUAGUGCAGUUACCAAAGGCUGGAAAGCAAAUCCUGUUGAAUUUGACUCAGUAUUUAACAGGAGCCAACAUACAUUCGCUUUUGGUAGUCCAGACAUUAUUCCAAUCUUCUGCAGUGCUUUGCCACACAGCAGCUGGAAUACGUAUCCUCAUGAAUUUGAAGACUUCGCAACAGACGCAUCCUUUUUGGAUGAGUGGUCAUUUGAACAGCUCCGCAGCCUUCUGAAAAGGUCGAAGGAUGAUCCUAAACUGAACCAGUUGCUUCUACAGGAUAAUGUGGUUAUAUUUCUGCACCUACUUGGUUGUGAUUCAAACGGUCAUGCACAUCGGCCAUAUUCAUCAAUUUAUCUCAAUAAUGUCAAGGUUGUUGAUCAUAUAACAGAGAGAGUUUAUAAUCUUCUAGAAGAUUUUUUCAAGGACAAUCGGACAGCUUAUAUUUUUACAGCAGAUCAUGGAAUGAGUGACAAAGGAAGUCAUGGAGAUGGACAUCCUACAAACACUGAUACUCCACUUGUAGCUUGGGGAGCAGGAGUUAAGCAUCCCAAACGGAUGGUCCACCAUAGUCAUCCUGAUGAUGGUUUUCGUUUUGUUGAUGAGCAUAUGCAUGACAUGCCGACACCUAUGGGGUGGGGUCUCACUGGCUUAGAAAGGGUGGAUGUGAAUCAAGCUGAUAUUGCACCACUAAUGUCGACUCUUCUUGGGUUGCCAUGUCCUGUUAACUCCGUUGGGAAUUUGCCCAUGGAUUACAUGAAUUUGAGUGAGGAAGAUGAAGUUGAAGCUGCACUGGCUAACACAAAGCAAAUUCUCAAUCAAUUCCUUCGCAAGUCACAUAUAAAACAAUCACAUUCUUUAUAUUUCAAGCCUUUCAAACCGUUGGAAAAUUAUUCCUCUGUUUUAGAACGGAUUGAAGAUCUAAUAUCUAGGAAAAACUAUGAAGAUGCAAUGAAGCUAUCCCAGAAUCUCAGAAGUUUAUCACUGGAAGGGCUUCAUUAUUUUCAAACCUACGACUGGUUGAUGCUGAUGACUAUAGUUACACUUGGAUACAUUGGUUGGAUGGCCUAUCUUGUUCUCCACGUACUGCAAUCAUAUACUUCUUUGCCAGGAAGCAUCUAUAGGAAAAAUACUGAAGCGGUUAAUCAAAUGAAAAAUAAUAGAGUAUAUUUAUAUGGAUAUCUAUUGAUGGCUAUACUUUCCAUUGUACUGUUUCUGGAGCAUUCGCCUCCCCUUUACCAUGCAUAUGUUGCAAUGACAGUAUUCUUGUGGACGAAAAUACUUAGUGAAAGGCAGUUUCUAAAAGCAGUGUGGAGACAUUUAUCAGGCAGCAAAUUUAGUUCGACUGUAAAACUUUUAGCCACUUCUGCUGUGUCCAUAUGCAUACUUGAAGUUCUGGUGCAUAGCUUCACUGAAAGGAAACUUUACACUUGGUGUUUCCUGAUUGUUGGGGUGGUUUCUGUAGUUUAUCUUUUUCACUCUUUACCAGGGAGAUCUAUGAUACCUAUAUUUGUAUGGAUUGCUUGUUGGUUUUUGUCAAUUUUCACUCUUAUGCCUGCGGAAAUUCCUGAUAACACUCAGUUGGUAACUGCUAGUGGUCCUAUGUUUAUCCUGAUGGGAGUGGCGUCUAGAUGGUUUGAUUUUGGUACCAAAAAAAAUAAGUAUUGGUUACGCAUUCUUUGUUGUGACAAAAAGGUCGUUGGGUUUCCAAUGCUCUUUCACUUGCAGGCUUUUCUUGUUGCUCUGUCUUCGGUGAUGGUGGCAUUAUCCACUGCCCACAGAACUAAGAAUCAAGAACUAAAUACGCUGCACCAGUUGAUAAAUUGGUCCAUAGCUGGUUUUUCUUUGGUUCUCCCUCUGUUCUCGUCAACUGGCCUUGUGGACCGACUUACUUCUAUCUUUCUUGGUUUUGCACCUUCUUUUCUACUUCUAUCAAUUGGAUAUGAAGCUGUUUUCUAUGGUUCCCUAGGUCUUGUGCUUAUAGCAUGGAUAUUGUUUGAGUGUGCAGUCCUCUAUUUGAGCAAAGAAAAAUUAUCCUCUACUUCAUUGCAAAGCGCAGAGGAUAAAGUCUUUCUUAAUCAUGAUGAAAGAUGUUUAGUGUUGUCCGAUGUGAGAAUUCCAUUGAUCUUUAUGGUCUUGUUUAAUGUGGCCUUUUUUGGUACGGGAAACUUUGCUAGUAUUGCAAGCUUUGAGAUUUCAUCUGUUUAUCGGUUCAUCACAGUUUUCAGUCCAUUUCUGAUGGCAGCCCUGCUAAUAUUCAAGUUGUUCAUCCCGUUCAUGCUUGUCAUAUGUACAUUUAGUGCAAUAACCAAGUUAGCAAGAGUUCCACGUAUGGGGUUCUAUUUCCUUGUUAUUUUAUUUUCGGAUGUAAUGACCAUUCAUUUCUUCUUCAAGGUACGAAAUUCGGGAAGUUGGAUGGAAAUAGGUAACAGCAUCAGUCAUUUUGGCAUCGUGAGUGCCCAAGUUGUUUUUGUGCUGCUGCUGUUUGCCCUCACAAAUAUUUACACGAAAGAUAUUGAAAUUGGAUCACAUGAGACAUCUCGGAAAGCAAUGUAGUCAAUCUGAACCUGGAAUUUUGACCUUUAUUUCAAUGAGCAGAUAUUUCUAUGUACAGCGGCUCUUUGCAAUUCUUACUGUAACUUACACUAUAUUUAACAGCAAUUGUAGGGGGUGUAAUUGUUUUUGGACUGAUGGUGCCUGUAUUUCGGCCAGGGUAUGUUUUCCAAUAUAAACAAUUUGCUUUGUAGGGGUGAUUGUUUUUGUACUGAUUGGUGCCUCUAUUU